AACACAGAAUCAGCAAUUUGCCGCCAUAUAUUUUAUAACAUGCAACCUACUAUUACGCACUAUGUUAAACACUGAUUCUUCUCAUGUGUACAAAUUAAGAAAAUGUCUGUCAUUAAGGCAUUUCUUUAGAAAGAUGGUAAAACAUAGAAGUGCUUCUAAUGACCUAAAACACCAUGAAUAGGUUACUUUCGUACUGCACAUAAACAACUCCGGCAGCGUUCAAGAUGGAUCGAAAAGUGUACACUUUGGCUCGCAACCGGAAGGGUGUGUGCUUGCUUGGAGCUGGAACUCGCGGGGGGUACUUUAGUGAGGCACAACACUUGAAGAAGUCAUUUACCAAUUGAAGGAGAAAAACAAACCAAAGGCACCAACAUUCAACAGCAAGCACCACCAUCAUCUGCAAAUGGUGCGCGGUGGCAGCAUGAUGAUGAUAAGAGCGAGACAGCAAAUUGGGAAUCGGGACGGGACCCACAGGCAGACCUCCGACGAUCGGGAUGCUGGAUCUCAGCCAGCGAGGUUCAUUUCUGCGCUAGUUCUGAGCAACGUAGGAUCGUUUUCGGAGGGCGGUCUCGCAUAAUUGGUCGUGAAACAGCGUACGCGAAACGUAAUGUGCAAGUAUAAUAGUAAACUGUUCUGGUUUUGUUGGGUGGGCGCGUUAAGUCUAGUUUGUGGCUUUCCGGUGCUUUACGAUGACGAUUAUAACAGUGCAGAAGAUGAUUACGAUGUGAUUUUCGAUCAGCGCCAGAAUGGAACCGAAAACGUGCGUUUGUCGGUUGAUGGAAUUAUGAUUGCGGUGCCAGCGCCGCCGAGUCAAUCCGAUAUCCCCACACUUGCCAGCAGUGCAUUGUUGCAUAUUCUUAGCUCCCAAGUCGGUUCCUUGGAUAGUGAUAGUUCCGAAGAGGAGCCCAUUAAAGCGACCACUACUUCGACUACCACAACGACCACGACUACUACUGCCGCACCCACUUUCCAGGAUCAACUGGUUCCGGUGAACUUGCUAGGUCAGAGUUUGUCGUUCCUCUUCAAUAAAGGCGCGGAAAUCCCCAUCAAAAUAGGGUCUCACUUGAAACCAGUAAAAGGCGGCCAACCGAGCUUGUUUUUGCUGAAGAAAGAAGCAGUAGAUGAUGAGAGCAAUGCGGAACACGAUUCAACGGAAGACUCGGAUUCACAAACAGAGCCGCCAAAGAAGUCCUCCAAGCACAAACGGCGAUAUAAACUGAGAGUUGCCAGUUUGUUGAAGCCAAUGCUGCAACGGACAUAUUUAGCGUAAAACCGAGCAUCAUGCAAAUUUGUGAUAGGGUAUUUAUUAAAUUAAAUCUUUAAUAUUCAUAAAUGUCCGUAA
Aedes albopictus (Asian tiger mosquito) is the source of this 1342-nucleotide messenger RNA. RefSeq lists its product as uncharacterized. The record is from RefSeq and is a predicted model, not a curated record. The coding region runs from base 608 to 1270 and encodes 220 amino acids. The transcript has 2 exons. Lineage: Eukaryota; Metazoa; Arthropoda; Insecta; Diptera; Culicidae.